GUAACGAUUGGCUUGAAUAGCUCAAUCAAUAGCACGACGACAGUGAGCCGGUGCACCACCCGCAGUGAAAACAAAUGAAAAGCGCUAGCUAAUAUUCAGACAGUCUUAGGAGUAACCACAAUAACUCUCAUGGAUAUGAGAUCAUGUCGACGCAAACUGUGUUAUUGUGCUGACCGAUUGUUUACUAGUAGCAGACGCGGUCACCUGUUGUCGUGAAUCAAAAUUUAGGGAAUCCAGCAGUAAGCCUAACGAAUGGGAUUGAAUAUCUCGUAAAACGUUAUGUAUAUAUACGUUGUUGGACAUAUGAACUCAUAAAAAUAUUUUAUCAGUAUUAGCCGAUAAAUCACCGUCAUCAGUGUUUGUAAAUAAGAAAGAUGGCGACACACAGGUGUGAGUUGAUGUUGACGGGAUGGAAAGAACCCAAUGCUACUGCCGCUUUACUGCGCUUACUAGCUGUUGUACCGUCUACUGUGUAAGCCAAAGGGGUGCUACCGCAAAGCCGGGAGCGCCGACGAGGAGAAGUGAUUUGUGCGAUCCGGUGCUGGUGGGAUGUUGUGCCGCUUUUAAACGGUGGCGUGAAUAGCCAGUAGCCCGAUAGUGUAUUGGAAUAACGUGACGCAAUAUCAUCAAUAGAUGCAAUUGUAGUACUACAUGGUAGAGUCUGAAAAGUUGGAAUACAGUUUGAAGAAUAGUGUUCGACCGAUUCAGCCGAGCGCGGCGUGAAUGAAUGUGGCCGACCAAGGCCAAUCUUGACUAGAUUCGCACACACUCUGUAUAAAGGAGAUAAAGUUUGUGCCCAAUGUGACUGAAUUUGGUUUGGCAAAGUUCGUAAUUCAUAAAAUUGCACUCAUGACGUAAACUCGACAAAAAUUGAGAGGCCUGUGUGCUCGCUUUUAGCUGAGGUAAACCGUUCCUCCACUAUCUAUUAUCUAUCACAUUAAUAAUCAACUUCGGUCAUCUGGACUAACACUGCUGUUCGUAUUGUAGUCCCUGUCAAAACAGACAAUAAUUUAAAUUGUCUUGCUCAGAGACGGUUAUCGGUUGGCUAUGGAAAGUGAAAUUUACACCGGGGCACCCGUUCCUGAGCAUCCACGUUUUGUGCGUCACCGUCGAAAAACUUGGUCGGAACUUCGUCAGGUGGUGCGUGAUGUACGAUGUCGACUUUAUCACACAGCAUGCAGAAUCCCGGCGGCUGUCGUCUUCUGUAGGAAACAAAAUGGAGUUCGAAUCUACUUUCUGUGCUCGCUUGCUACCGGACGCGAGAUGACCUUGCAUUACGUUGAUGUCAACGACAAAGGCGAGCUGUCGAAGUGUCAGAUGCUGUUCGAAAGCAAAUUUCAUUCUACGCAGUCGUGUUCGUAUGCGCGAUCAUCAAAGGAAGAGCAACUGCAAUUGGAACGGAAACGUGUCAUGAUGUGCGGAAUCGCAGCUUUUGACUAUGUUGCUCCAGGCAAUUUCGCAUUUAGCUCUUCUGGUUCGGUGUUUCGGUGCCACGAUGAGUUCCCCCUAGGAUGCGCAGAUCAGGGUGUAUUUCCUGAAGAAGUACGAAUCACUGAACAAAAUCGACGAACCCGAUUAGAUCCACAAAUGUGCCCUUUUGAUCCUAACAUCACUGCUUAUAUUUCACAUAAUGACAUAUGGGUUUAUAAUUGGGCGAGCGGGCAUGAACUCCGUCUGACCACUGUUCACGAAUCGGAUGCAACGCUUAGCGCAGGCAUUCCCUGUUAUGUAACACAAGAGGAGUUCAACAGAUUUUCUGGGUUCUGGUGGGCUCCCCGUUCCACAGCGGAUAGUGUCGAUAUGAGGAGUACAAGUCCUCCACGGACAAGAUCACCCGUAGGAUCGAGGGAGGAAAACCAACCCAUUCGGUACUCAAUUCUUUAUGAAGUCGUCGACGAGUCAGAUGUCGAAGUCGUCGAACUCCCCAACGCUACUGGUGGGGUUGAGGAGUAUCACUUCCCGCGGGCGGGAACACCCAAUGCCAAAUCAAGUUUACGUCUUGUAUCAUUCUCAGUCGCUUCGAACGGCACAUUUGUAGAUAUUUCCUAUGCCCAGAUAUCGAAUCCAUUUAUUGACGCAGCCGAGUACGUUCUUAGAGCAGGGUGGACACCGGAUGCACGCCACAUUUGGGCUCAACUUUUAAAUCGACAACAGGAUACACUGCAGCUAUUGCUUGUGCGAGUACAGCGGAAAUCCUACGAUAAACUGGCAUCUUCUGGUGCAUCUUACGGAGCUUCUGCUAUGGAGACAGAGCCAAAAAUGAAUUUGUUACCAUCCGAAAUCAAUGACGAUGGUUUAAUAACCCAUGCGGUUCUCUUACUCGAGGAGAAAAGUUCUGUUUGGAUAAAUGUGCAUGAUGUUUUGGGUUUUUUGUCAAACGAAUCAUUACCGCCACAAACGGUCACGAUGUCGGGAGUAACUGUAUCGUCUUCGCCAACUAGUGAAGGCAGCAGAGAUGUGCCAUUGUGCGACGGAGGAGACACCAUAAUGGAGAACGGGCUAGGUGCCGAACACUACUGGGAUUCAACAGCAAACGUGGCACCGUUGGCUCAAGAUCCUUGCCAGGAUCAAGGCGACCGCUAUCAACAAUUGCAGCAGAAGCAGCACCAGCGAGCCAAUCAGAUUCGCACAUCAUCUUCCCCGCAAAUACUUGAAUUCGUGUGGGCUAGCGAAGCAACGGGAUUUCGGCACCUGUAUCUAUAUCGUAUUGACCUUGAAACAGGGAUGUGCAUUGAGCGAAGACCAUUGACUGGAGGAGAUUGGGAAGUUAGUGAUAAAUACGUCUGGAUAGAUAAUCAGCGAAGACUUGUCUAUUUUAUCGGACUUAAGGAUUCACCUUUGGAAAAACAACUAUACGUGGUCAGUCUUGACGAAACACUAGGAGAAAUACAAUGCUUAACUUCGCUCGGAGCAUCCUACCAAGCAUUUGUAAAUCCUGAAUGCUCAUUGGUCGUGACAAUUGAAAGCCAUUUAGCCCAGCCACCUUUUGCUAGACUGUAUCGACUUGUUACGAACGACAGCGAUGUCGGGGUUCGUUGCGCUGGAGGGGACACUGACACAGUAAUUCUCAAGCAGCAAGAGGCAACCAGCAUUCGAAGGCCAGGAGGACUGCGAGAAUAUAUGCCUCAGUUGCAGUUAAUAGGUAACCUAAUGGAACCAGCAAGUGUAGACGAAAGAUAUCGUGUUCCAGAGCUUUUUCAGCACCAGCUCAGUUCGGGAGAUACGGUGUUCGGAGUUAUUUUUAAGCCACGUAGCCUCGAUGAAAGUCGGCCCUAUAAAUUUCCGACAGUGUUAACGAUUUACGGCGGCCCGGAGGUUCAACUAGUCACAAAUAGUUUUAAGGGUAUGCGACAUUUACGGCAGCAUCUUCUUUCGUCAGAGGAUUUCUGCGUGGUAACUAUGGAUUGCCGGGGUUCUCGGAAUCGUGGUGUGGCUUUCGAAAGUCACUUGAAGGGUCGCAUGGGACAAGUGGAAAUACAGGAUCAGGUAGAAGUAUUGCAAUGGCUGGCUGAGGAUCGGGGAUACAUGGACAUGAGUCGUGUGGCCAUUCAUGGUUGGAGUUAUGGAGGAUAUCUAAGUCUUAUGGCGUUAGCGCAAAGGCCCGACAUUUUCAAAUUAGCCGUCGCAGGUGCACCUGUUACGCAAUGGAAUUUGUACGAUACUGGUUACACGGAGCGUUACAUGGGUCUACCAGAAGCAAACCGGGAAGGCUAUCAUCGAGGUAGCGUCCUAAGUCAUGUGAGUCAAUUCCCUGAUGAGGAGGGUCGACUGCUGCUCAUUCACGGACUGAUGGAUGAGAAUGUCCACUUCACACAUACCACUUCACUUGUUCAGGCGCUUGUGAAAGCCGGAAAGCCGUAUCGACUACAGGUGUAUCCGCAGGAGCGACACUCGCUGCGCCAUCUUGCCACCUCGGAGCAUUAUGAGACAACGCUUCUAUCGUUUUUGCAAGAUAACCUCUGAAAGCUGCGCGCUCAAAGCUGUCUGGAACUGGACAUGAAUGAUUUCCCACCCACCGCGGCAACUCUCAAUGCUGCGCCUGAGUGUUUAUAGGACGAACGUGGAAACAGAGCCUUUCUUCUAUAUAUACAUAAUACUUCUUUUCAUUGUGCCUGAAACCAUUAGGGAAGCUUUCAUAUUUGUGGGCUUAGACUGGAAAAUAGUACGGUUAAAUGAGGCCGGUGAGAGCGUUUUCAGUUUGUGUAGACAUAGGGAGGGGAUGCUGAGAUGAAGAUAUCUGAAUUUGACAGCAGCGUAUGCUGGGCAAUAAGAGCCUGAGCCGGAUGGCGGCUAUUGUGGAUGCCGUUACUCGUAUAUCUAAUGGUACGCCGCUUGUCGCGAGAUCUUUUCCUAAUUAAAUUGUCUAUAUUCUAUAACAAUACCAAAACUCGGUACGGUGGCGCUCAGGGUUUAAUUAUUAAUAUUAUCGUUGUUGUUCUCAUCGAAAGUGUAGAUAAUAAAGAAACAUAGCUUUUUGAAUGACAGUUUAAAUAACCUUAUGAUAAUUACUAAAGGAAUAUAAUAAAUUGAGCCAAAACUAUUUGACAAUCUUAUUACUUGAAGAUCUAGACUGACUAGAUUUAUAGCUCGAUAAAUAGAAAAAAAAGGAUGUUCAAACCUCCAGCGUACAAAUAAAUC
This is a messenger RNA of Varroa destructor (honeybee mite), 4638 nucleotides long. Its product is annotated as dipeptidyl peptidase 9-like. Gene Ontology annotation, molecular function: dipeptidyl-peptidase activity; serine-type peptidase activity. The record is from RefSeq and is a predicted model, not a curated record. Gene Ontology annotation, biological process: proteolysis. Lineage: Eukaryota; Metazoa; Arthropoda; Arachnida; Mesostigmata; Varroidae.